Molecule: messenger RNA, 3504 nt
Organism: Leucoraja erinaceus (little skate)
Lineage: Eukaryota; Metazoa; Chordata; Chondrichthyes; Rajiformes; Rajidae
Gene: slitrk2
Product: SLIT and NTRK-like family, member 2
Exons: 1
Coding region: 664-3174 (836 amino acids)
Biological process (GO): positive regulation of synapse assembly; axonogenesis; regulation of presynapse assembly
Cellular component (GO): membrane; glutamatergic synapse
Molecular function (GO): protein binding
Source: RefSeq, a predicted model, not a curated record
UGAGUGAGUGAGUGAGUGAGUGAGUGAGUGAGUGAGCGAGCGAGCGUGGUGACAGUACGUGAAAUUCCACCUCGCUUCGCCCUUCGCAGAGUUAAUGGGAGGUUUCAGCGCGCAUGACGUGAGCCUCUGGCAGGCGAAGGGAAGAGGGAAGGUUCAGGCGCAAAGUCUCCACCGACAGAGAGCGAUCACCUCCCAGUUUUAUCCCCGGGAUUCAUCCUACAGGCAAACUCAAGUCAGUUUGGAGGGGACGUGCAACGGCUCGCUGGCUAUCAACUCGGCUGGGGGGUGUCUUGCGGAGGGGUUUUGUUUUUGGAAGCGAGGAACAUUGCUGUUUAUUCAGCCGCUGCAAUCUCCCGGAAUUGUUCGGCCGGAGUGAAGCGGAGCGCCUUGAUCCCGCUACCCAAUGCAAACUGCGGAGCGAUGUACUGCUGCAGACGGAACGAGGUGAGAGGCUAGGCUGGGAAUGUAGAUAUCCGUUGCUUCUUGCACUAACAUGCAAGAUCGAUUGGAAGAAGUGGGCAGAGGUCCUUGCACCCCCUUGCAAACAGGAGUUAUUGCAGUCUUGACUGUAAAGGCGUGUGUUUCUCUCUUUUUGAAUUUAAGAUAUAAGGUGCCCUGUAACUUCGCUCGCCCCAACGCGGGUGGGAAGGCGGUGAGAUAAAGAUGCUGAGUGCCGUCCUGGUUCUAACUGCGCUAGCCGUGAGCGGCAUCUCCUCCAAGACCCCGCCAGAGAGCCGUAAACCUGCCAAAGACAUUUGCAAGUAUCGGUGUGUGUGCGAGGAGAAGGAGAUGAUGUUGAAUAUUAAUUGCGAGAACAAAGGGUUCACCAGGAUUACCUCCCUGCAGCCGCCUCAGAAUCGCCUUUACCAACUCUUCCUGAACGGGAACUCCCUCAGCAAGCUGCCUCCUAAAGGCUUCAUCAAUUUUACCAACACCGUGACCCUCCACCUCAGCAGCAAUGGACUGCUGGAGAUCCGCAACGGCGCCUUCCAGGGUCUGGCCACGCUGAAGAGGUUGCACCUGAACAACAACAAGCUGGAGGUACUGAGAGAGGACACCUUCCUGGGCUUGGAGAGUUUGGAAUACCUGCAAGCAGAUUAUAACUACAUUAGUGUCAUCGAGUCCGGGACCUUUAGCAAGCUCAACAAACUCAAGGUUCUCAUCUUAAACGACAACUUGAUCCCCAGUCUCCCGAACAACAUUUUCCGCUUCGUGCUGCUGACCCAUCUCGACCUGAGGGGGAACCGGUUGAAGAGGUUGCCCUUCGCUGGAGUUCUGGAGCACAUUGGUGGCAUCGUGGAGAUUCAGUUGGAAGAGAACCCUUGGAACUGUACGUGUGACCUGGUCCCUUUGAAGGCGUGGCUGGAUACAAUCUCCUUCUUCGUGGGCGAGAUGGUGUGCGAGACACCGUUCAGGCUCCACGGCAAGGAUGUCACGCACCUGAACAAGCAGGACCUCUGUCCCCGCAAGGGCGCCGUGGACUCCAGCCUGAGGAUCAUGCGACCGUCUUCCGUCGGCUCCCAUCUGUCUCCUACGACCAACCCGACCAAACCCACCCCGAGAGGGGGUAAGGCUCACCGGCAGCCCAAGGGCCGGGGCCGGGUCACGCCUACCCCUAAUGGACGCCAGAUAUUCGGUCCCAUAAUGGUCUACCAGACCAGAUCUCCGGUGCCAACCGUUUGCCCAUCCAUUUGCUCCUGCAGCCAGCAAAAUUCGGACAAAGCGUUGAACGUUCAUUGUCACGAGAGAAGAAUCAAGAACAUCACGGACCUCCAGCCCAGACCAUCGAACCCAAAGAAACUCUAUCUUACUGGAAACCUGCUGCACUUGGUGCAAGUCAGCGAUUUUGGGGACUACGUGGCCUUGGAGUUGUUGCAUCUGGGCAACAACCGGAUCUCAACCAUCCAAGAGGGCGCCUUCCGUAACCUCAGCAACCUCCGAAAGCUUUACCUCAACGGCAAUCACAUCGAGAGGCUGUCGCCCUCUCUCUUCGUGGGGCUACAGAAGCUGCAGUAUCUCUACCUGGAGUCCAAUGUCAUCAAGGAUAUUCUUCCCUUCACCUUCCACUCCCUGGGCAGGCUAAGCCUGCUCUACCUCAACAAUAACCUUCUGCGGACCUUGCCCCGCGACGUGUUCUCGGGCUCCAACCUAACCAGGCUGAACUUGAGGAAUAACUACUUCCCCCAGCUCCCGGUGAGAGGGGUGUUGGACCAGCUGCCUGCCACGGUGCAGAUCGAUCUCCAGGAGAACCCAUGGGAGUGCGGAUGUCGCAUAUUGGCCUUGAAGACUUGGUUGGAACAGUCUCGGGCCGGGUUGGUGGUCAACGAGGUGACGUGCGAUUCCCCUGCCAAGUUUACGGGCCAGGCGCUGAGAUUCCUGGAGGACGAGGACAUCUGCUCGGACUUGCCUCUUCCCACCACCCCGGUGGCCAAGCUUCCCCAGGGGGAAGAACCUCCCAGUCCCGGGACGGCGCGGGCUAACCCGGUGCCCCUCUCCGUCCUCAUCUUGGGUUUGCUGGUGGUCUUCAUCCUGAGCGUAUGUUUCGGAGCCGGUUUGUUCGUCUUCGUGUUGAAACGGCGCAAAAACGGUGCAAGUGGCCAAAGCGGCGCCCCCAACAACUUGGACCUUAACUCCUACCAGUUGCAGCGUGGACCGUACUCCCCCGAAACGAGGGAAAAGACCGAGGCACACGUGUACAAUUACAUCCCUCACUCCGUUGGGCAAAUGUGCAAGAACCCUAUCUACAUCCAACGAGAAGGAGAAAAGGUCAGCUACUACCGAGACGUACCCGACCAGAAUUCCAGCGGUGCGCAGGCAAAGAAGUCUCGCCCUUUGGGCAGUGCUCCGUACUCAGUCAGCACUGUGGAACUACUGGAACAACAGGCGUCCCGACCCUCCGAGUCCCUGUACCAGAACCUGGGCGAGCGGCGCAAGGUGCUGCCCAGCGGUCUGGGAGCCCAUUACACCUUCUGCACUUUGCCCAAACGCCAACUCGCCAGCUCCUCCCACGCGAGCCGACACCAAGAGCAGGACAAGCUAAACAAAACGGUAUUGUAUGGCACUCCGAGGAAACAACCGGUGAAAAGCGACAACCUAUCUCUCCAAGGGAAGUCCCACAUAGAACCAGAUUACCUCGAAGUUUUGGCCAUGCAGACUGUUACCAGUCAAUUAUAGAACCACGAGAUGUAAAUCUAACCACUAGACAAACACGUACAGGAUGCGUUAUUCUAACGACCUAUUCCCCCGCACCUUCACACGUCUGGUGAACUUCAAAGACCAAUAUUCUUUCUCCAAAAUCCAACUGAAUUACCUGUUUCUGGGGGGAAAAAAAGUACUUUAUUGGACGUGGCUUCUGUACAUGUAUGGAUCUCUUAAUCGCCACACACGCACCCACACACACACACACACACACCGGCACACACACUCACCGAUUCACAUUCACACACACGCACACAUUGUGACACACACCCACAUACCCCCACACACACACACAAUCUGACACUG